Messenger RNA from Parnassius mnemosyne (clouded apollo), 240 nucleotides. NCBI's taxonomy places the organism in Eukaryota, Metazoa, Arthropoda, Insecta, Lepidoptera, Papilionidae. The record is from the annotation of a GenBank genome assembly.
AUGUCACAGAACUGCAAAUCAACGUAUACAGCUGCGACUACGCGGGACGCGAACAACAACACGCUGUACCAUAGUGGUGCUGCGACAGGAUACGGCAACAGAGGGUACACACCGCCAAGCAAGAACGGCAGUGGGAAUUAUCAGCAAGUGACAGCGAAAGUGCUAUUCGGCAGCAUGACGGCGAUCAAUGACCUCAAGCGACAAGAAAAGGCAGACAGAGAUGUGCGGCGGAUGCAUUAG